UGGCCCCAGCGCACGGCUGCCACUCAGUCGGCCGGGGACGGUGAGGCGAGAGGAGGCUGGUGCGGAGCUCGUCGCCUCCCCGCAGCGCCAGGCAGCGCGGUGGCGGAGCCGGGCAGACAAAAGAGGCCGCGGGCGCAGGCGGGCGCGGGCGGCGGCGGGGCGAUGGCCGGGCGGGGAGGCCGGGCGCUGCUGGCGCUGUGCGGGGCUCUGGCCGCCUGCGGGUGGCUGCUGGGCGCCGGAGCCCAGGAGCCCGGGGCGCCCGCGGCGGGCAUGAGGCGGCGUCGGCGGCUGCAGCAGGAGGACGGCAUCUCCUUCGAGUACCACCGCUACCCCGAGCUGCGCGAGGCGCUGGUGUCCGUGUGGCUGCAGUGCACCGCCAUCAGCAGGAUCUACACGGUGGGGCGCAGCUUCGAGGGCCGGGAGCUCCUGGUCAUCGAGCUGUCCGACAACCCCGGUGUCCAUGAGCCUGGUGAGCCUGAAUUUAAAUACAUUGGGAAUAUGCACGGUAAUGAGGCUGUUGGACGGGAACUGCUCAUUUUCCUGGCCCAGUACCUGUGCAAUGAAUACCAAAAGGGGAAUGAGACAAUCGUCAAGCUGAUCCACAACACCCGGAUCCACAUCAUGCCUUCCCUCAACCCCGAUGGCUUUGAAAAGGCAGCAUCUCAGCCCGGUGAGCUCAAGGACUGGUUUGUGGGUCGAAGCAAUGCCCAGGGAAUAGAUCUGAACCGGAACUUUCCUGACCUGGAUAGGAUAGUUUAUGUCAAUGAGAAAGAAGGUGGUCCAAAUAAUCAUCUGUUGAAAAAUCUGAAGAAGAUUGUGGAUCAAAACACAAAGCUUGCUCCUGAGACCAAGGCUGUCAUUCAUUGGAUUAUGGAUAUUCCUUUUGUGCUCUCUGCCAAUCUCCAUGGAGGAGACCUUGUGGCCAAUUAUCCAUAUGAUGAGACGCGGAGUGGUAGUGCUCAUGAAUAUAGCUCCUGCCCAGACGAUGCUGUUUUCCAAAGCUUGGCCCGGGCAUACUCCUCUUUUAACCCACCCAUGUCUGACCCCAAUCGGCCACCAUGUCGCAAGAACGAUGAUGACAGCAGCUUUGUAGAUGGAACAACCAAUGGUGCUGCUUGGUACAGUGUACCUGGUGGAAUGCAAGACUUCAAUUACCUCAGCAGCAACUGUUUCGAGAUCACUGUGGAGCUUAGCUGUGAAAAGUUUCCACCUGAAGAGACUUUGAAGAGCUACUGGGAGGAUAACAAAGACUCCCUCAUUAGCUACCUUGAGCAGAUACAUCGAGGAGUUAAAGGAUUUGUCCGAGACCUUCAAGGUAACCCAAUUGCCAAUGCAACCAUCUCCGUGGAAGGAAUAGACCAUGAUAUUACAUCUGCAAAGGAUGGUGAUUACUGGAGAUUGCUUGUACCUGGAAACUAUAAACUUACAGCCUCAGCUCCAGGCUAUCUGGCAAUAACAAAGAAAGUGGCAGUUCCUUAUAGCCCUGCUGUUGGGGUUGAUUUUGAACUGGAGUCAUUUUCUGAAAGGAAAGAAGAGGAAAAGGAAGAAUUGAUGGAAUGGUGGAAAAUGAUGUCAGAAACUUUAAAUUUUUAAAAAGGCUUCUAAUUAGCUGCUUUUGAUCUAUCUAUACAAUGUAGUAUUAUGAUGUAAUGUGGCCAUUUUCUUUAAGAUUUUGUGCAGUUAAUAUUUAACAUUGAUUUAUUUUUAAUCAUUUAAAUAUUAAUAGAACUUAAA
Molecule: messenger RNA, 1734 nt
Organism: Diceros bicornis minor
Lineage: Eukaryota; Metazoa; Chordata; Mammalia; Perissodactyla; Rhinocerotidae
Gene: CPE
Product: carboxypeptidase E
Exons: 9
Coding region: 163-1593 (476 amino acids)
Biological process (GO): proteolysis
Molecular function (GO): metallocarboxypeptidase activity; zinc ion binding
Source: RefSeq, a predicted model, not a curated record